Molecule: messenger RNA, 1170 nt
Organism: Brassica napus (rape)
Lineage: Eukaryota; Viridiplantae; Streptophyta; Magnoliopsida; Brassicales; Brassicaceae
Exons: 1
Coding region: 1-1170 (389 amino acids)
Source: RefSeq, a predicted model, not a curated record
AUGCAUCAGCCGUUAGGUUUCAAAGACGAAACCAAACCAGAUCAUGUCUGCUUGUUACACAAGGCGCUCUACGGCCUUAAACAAGCCCCGCGCGCAUGGUAUCAGCGUUUUGCUACUUUCGCUACACGAGUGGGCUUCAAACAGAGUAACUGCGACUCCUCUCUCUUCGUUCACCACAACCGCUCCGACAUCGCAUAUCUCUUACUCUAUGUCGACGAUAUUCUCCUCACUGCUUCCUCUUCAGCUCUUCGCGACUCCAUCAUUGCAUCUCUCAACGUAGAAUUCACCAUGACUGAUCUCAGACAGCUUCAUUAUUUUCUUGGCAUCACGAUCAAAUACAACAAAGCGAAUCUAUUUCUACAACAAAAGACAUAUGCCAUGGAGAUUCUACAGAGAGCAAACAUGUCGGAAUGCAACUCUUGCACCACUCCAGCGGAUGCUCGAGGUAAACUCUCCGACGAAGGAAGCCCGCCGAUGUCAGAUCCCACGCUCUAUCGAAGUCUCGCCGGUGCCCUCCAAUACCUUACUUUCACUAGAUCGGAUAUCGCCUUCGCUGUUCAACAUGUGAGCCUCUUUAUGUAUGCACCUUUGGAUUCUCAUUACAAUGCUUUAAAGCGCAUAUUGCGCUACAUCAAAGGGACACUGGACCACGGUCUGCAGCUCACGCCCAACACUUCUCACACGCUCACCGCCUACUCAGACGCUGAUUGGCCAGGAUGCCCAAACACGAGACAGUCAACCUCAGGCUACUGCAUCUUCCAUGGAGACAACCUCAUCUCCUGGUCUUCUAAACGCCAGCAAACCGUCUCACGUUCAAGCGCAGAGGCAGAAUACCGUGGUGUUGCCAAUGACGUCUCUGAAGUUACGUGGAUCAGAAACUUGAUGCUCGAGCUAUACUGUCCAUUGCGAACCGCAACAAUAGUCUACUGCGACAAUGUUAGUGCCGUCUAUCUCUCAACCAAUCCAGUUCAACAUCAACGUAUGAAGCACGUCGAAAUAGACACUCACUUUGUUCGCAAACGCAUCGCCAUUGGUCACGUUCGAGUGAUACACGUACCUUCAAGCCAAUAUGCGGAUAUUUUCACCAAAGGUCUACACUCACCUCUCUUCUUGGACUUCAAAUCCAGUCUUCGCGUCUCCAAAGACCCGACUUCGACUGCGGGGGAGUGA